Messenger RNA from Eimeria acervulina, 486 nucleotides. RefSeq lists its product as hypothetical. The transcript has 3 exons. The record is from RefSeq and is a predicted model, not a curated record. The coding region runs from base 1 to 486 and encodes 161 amino acids. Lineage: Eukaryota; Apicomplexa; Conoidasida; Eucoccidiorida; Eimeriidae.
AUGAGCUUCCUGCAGGACCCUUUGAUAGAAUGGCGGACGUCUUUGUCGCGUCACCAGCAGCAGCAGCAGCAGCAACAGCAGCAGCAGCGAAACGAAGCAGCAGCAACAAAGAUAGGAGAGAGAAAAGCGUUUGCAUGCAUCGUUGCAAUACAAAAAAAACUUCAGGGCUGUAUUUCUGUGCUACCCCCUGGGGCAUUUGAGGAGUCUGUACACCUUAGCCAGCAGCAGCAGCAGCAGCAGCAGCAGCAGCGGCGACAGCAGCGGGGGCAGACAGAGGACGGCAACAGCAGCAGCGAAGAGUCCUUUGUAGAGUCUGAGGGAGAGGAGCCCAGCAUACCGGGUGCAGCAGGUGCUGCUGCUGUUGCUGCUGCUGCUGCAGCGCAAAGCAGCAGCGGCACACUUGGGGUGUAUGCGCAGGUAGCAGCACUCAUACGAUCUGCUUCAUCAGAAGAAAACCUUUCGCAAAUACGCAGUAGGCGCUGUUAA